UUUAUUUCGUAAACCUGACACAUUUGUGCACUUAAUCAGAGAAAAUUCAAUCAUGAGUUAAAAUAGAAAUAUAACAACAAACCAACAUCAUCACAUGAACAGAUACUGGAUUGUCCAUCAGAUAAUAUUUGAUAACAGAGCAAAUGCAACAACACAAAUUCUCAAAUGAUUCAGUAAAUUCAGAGAGAAUUUUGGGUGAUUGACAGGCAGUUUGUUUCAUCAUUAUUAAGAACAUAUGUCACUGAACAUUUAACAGAUUUAACAGUUUGCCAAGCCCAUUCCUUACAAGUCUGCAAGAACAAAGUGACUAACCACAAUAAUCUGCAUCCAUGCAACCAUCACAUAGCCUCCCCAACACAUUUAGACACAAAAACCUUGGUACCGAUUUAGAACCAAUGGACAACUGCUCCAGGGUUGAGAAAGCCAAAGGUUCUCAGUGCCUGUGUGAUAGUUACUGAGAUGGUAAGGGCCCCAAGCUGACUCCAGCAUCUUUACCUAGUGUUGAGGUUUUGUAGAGGGGACCUGUGUCAAAAUGCAGUUUUAAUGCCUUUAAUAUAUUAUGCUUACAUGGUGCAUAUUUUUUUAAAAGAAAACUGGCUGGUAAACUUUGUGCAAAGUGUAUGUGUGUAUGUAGGUGGUGGUGGUGGAGGGGACAUGUGUGCAGGGAGCUCAUAGACUGUAUUUGGGGGAGACAGCUCAUCAUUGCCCCAAGGCCCUCUAGUGGGCUAAUCCCGUCCUGUUGUAAAUAUUUAAAAUAGCGUAUUCGAAACUGUCUGCCCAGUUAUACAGGUCCCACUUAUAUUUGACUUUAAUAGUUUGUAGCAAACCCAAAGAACCUCAAAGACAAAAAUCACUUCAGUUCAUGAAGAAAUGAAGGAUAGUGAAAACUGUAUGGAGAAUGUGGGUAAUGAAUUUAAAUGUGCGACAUUUGACUGUGAUGUGAAACCAUAUUGGCUACUAUAUUAAAACACACAAGUCAAUCUGAUGGACACGCAUGUGUACACAGAAAAUAUAAAUCAAAUGCACGGUAAAUUAAAGACGACUCUUGCAGAAACCUGAAAUGUUUUCAUGUAGAUCUUAGUUUUAGAUUUAACUUUAGUCUUGCCGGUUAGUCUCCGCCCUCCUCAGUGUGUGUAGUUCACCAAAUAACUUGCAUGAUACGUCUCGACUGUGAGUCAAUUUUUGGCUGCUUAUCCACCACAGUUGAAUAUACUCCAACAUCUUUGAAGGCCUGAACUUUGAAAGCUUGGCCCUCUGCAUAAAACAGAAUGUCUAAAAGUGAGCCAGAAGAGAUGAUAGAGAUCGAGAUCGAUGAACGGGAGAAACAGGCAUGCCUGGAGGAGGGUGUUGAGGAGCAGACGAUCACUGCAUCCGAUUUGAUUCAGCAAGACAUCGACAUCAAUGAGCCAAUUGGCAAUUUGAAGAAGCUUUUGGAGCCCCGUAUCCAAAUAUCACUGGAUGCUUAUGAGAUCUGCUUGCAGGACAUUCAGCUUCACCCUGACCACAGCCUCUUCGACCAGGGAGUAAAGACAGAUGGCACAGUGCAGCUCAGCCUGCAGAUAAUAGCCAAACCAGGUGAGGAGAAGCUGAACAUCUUGGAAAUAGUGAAGCCGGUAGAAACAGUAGAAGUGGUGAUUGAUCCAGAUGCAGCAGGAGAGGAGGGUGCGCUGGUGGAGGAGGGUCAGCUGAUUGCUGUGGAGAGGUCUGGCCUCUCUGAUGAGACGUCAGAACAGGUUACACGCUGGGCUGCAGCACUUGAAGGCUACCGCAAAGAGCAGGUCCGGCUGGGAAUUCCAUAUGACCCCGUGCUGUGGUCGGCUGACCAGGUGAUCCACUGGGCCGUGUGGGUGAUGAAGGAGUUUAACAUUGACGAGAUGGAAAUAGGCAGCAUUCACAUCCCAGGUCGAGAGCUCUGCGCUUUCAGCCAAGACGAGUUCCUUCAGAAAGUGCCCAAUGGAGAGAUACUCUGGAGUCACCUGGAACUCUUACGCAAAUAUGUGUUGGCCAGCCAGGACCAGUCUGGAGGGGACGCCACAGUCACUAUUGAUCAACCUGUGCAGAUAAUCCCAGCUCAGGUGAGCACACCUACCGCCAUAAAGGUACUGAAGCAGAGUCGUGGCCCCAGAACUCCACGUAUUUCAGGAGGAGAGGAGCGCAGCUCACCUGGCAACCGCACAGGUAACAACGGUCAGAUCCAACUGUGGCAGUUCCUACUGGAGCUGUUGACAGACAAGGAUGCAAGAGACUGCAUCUCCUGGGUGGGUGAAGAAGGAGAGUUCAAACUCAACCAGCCUGAACUUGUGGCUCAGAAAUGGGGCCAGCGCAAGAACAAGCCUACUAUGAACUAUGAGAAACUCAGCAGAGCCCUCAGAUAUUACUACGACGGGGACAUGAUCAGCAAGGUGCAGGGCAAGCGCUUUGUCUACAAGUUUGUGUGCGACCUGAGGACUCUGAUUGGCUACAGCGCUGCUGAGCUGAACAACCUGGUGACUGAGUGUGAGCAGAAGAAACUGGCUCGCAUGCAGAUGCACGGCAUUGGUCAGCCCAUCACUACAGUGACCUUGGCCACGACACUAGACAAGGACAGUUGAAGGAGGCCGCAUUACAGCGCUCUCCAGCUGCCACAGGCAAAGUUAACUCUCCACCGCUGACUGGAAAUCAAAUCAACUUUUUUUCUUUUUUUUGACACAGCUGUGUUCAGCAAGCACAGAAAUGCAAGGCUGAUGCCCGAUCAGUGUGGAUUAACAACUUUGUCAAUGUCUUUUAGUCCAGUUAGACUGAGGCAGGUAAAACAUUUUUUUUCUUAGCUUUUCUUUAACUCUAACCAAGAGAAGUGUGUUGAUGACGAGGUGGGGAAUGUUUGAGUGAUUACUGAGUGAUGCUGUUGUGCAUGUGACUGAAUGCUUGAACGUGUGACUGAAAACCGAGUUAUGAGCUUUGUGUAAUGUAUUCCUUGUCUGUAGUUUAGGAUUGUUUCCAUUGUAUAUACCGGUACUUCAUGUUUUUGAUAGCCACAAGGGCAAGUGUAUUUUCAUAUUUUCCAUUUAUAGAGCACCUGUUUUGUAUUUUAUUUAGUGUUUGUUCCCUAAAUUGUUGGACCCUUUUUUGUCCACUAGAGGGAAUAAAGUGGCAAGCAUUUUU
This is a messenger RNA of Seriola aureovittata, 3141 nucleotides long. RefSeq names its product GA binding protein transcription factor subunit alpha (gene gabpa). Bases 1269 to 2591 code for a protein of 440 amino acids. Gene Ontology annotation, biological process: cell differentiation; regulation of transcription by RNA polymerase II. The record is from RefSeq and is a predicted model, not a curated record. The transcript is spliced from 10 exons. Gene Ontology annotation, molecular function: DNA-binding transcription factor activity, RNA polymerase II-specific; sequence-specific DNA binding. NCBI's taxonomy places the organism in Eukaryota, Metazoa, Chordata, Actinopteri, Carangiformes, Carangidae. Gene Ontology annotation, cellular component: nucleus.